Molecule: messenger RNA, 3152 nt
Organism: Drosophila busckii
Lineage: Eukaryota; Metazoa; Arthropoda; Insecta; Diptera; Drosophilidae
Gene: Mtmr6
Product: myotubularin-related protein 6
Exons: 10
Coding region: 333-2615 (760 amino acids)
Biological process (GO): dephosphorylation
Molecular function (GO): metal ion binding; phosphatase activity
Source: RefSeq, a predicted model, not a curated record
UGCGCGGAUGGUUGCUCGCUCGCUGUUAGGACUUUCGUUGUUAUCACGCAUACUCUGCAGCCCAUACACACUUGGGAGUUCGUUGGGGCAGCAAUAACAAACUGUCGGAAGUAUAUAUAGUAUACUAUACAUACAACAAAUGAUAGUGUGUGUACUUGGUAGUAUUUUUGCGUGUUAGGCGAAAAGUGAAAGUCAGUUUUACGCCCACAUUCACGUGAUACGAUUUAUAAUUCAAAAGGGCUGCUCACCCUGCUGUGUUUUUGUUGGUGCUUAAUUUAAAAUCAAUAAACGUUUAUCAAAAAGCAUACAAAAUAAACGAGGCGCAAACCAAAAUGGAUUUUACCAGAUUCAUGAACAAGUUCAAUGAAAUCGAGCGACAAUUGUCACCCACCUCGGCCUUACGUCUAAGCUUUGACAAUAUCUCGCCGGAGACUGAAGAGCCGCCCGAUGGCAAGCGUCUUUGGGGCAUGCCAGUGCCGCCGUUUGUCUCCGAUAAGGUCGUCUCCUGGAUCGAGGAGGAGUUCAACGAGGCGCCAGUCUACUACAAUGGCAAUAGUGUGCUCAAAAAGGUGGAAAAUGUGCGCAUGAUUGAUCGCUAUAAUACAAAAAAUCCAACCGUUGGCACUUUAUAUCUAACGGCCACGCAUCUGAUAUUUGUCGAGCCUGACAGUAACAAGGAGACCUGGAUACUGCACAUGCAUAUAGCCAGCAUUGAGAAAUUGCCACUGAGCACUACAGGCUCGCCGUUGUUAAUACGCUGCAAAACUUUUCUGUCGGUGACAUUUGUUAUACCAAAGGACUCGGAGUGCCACGAUGUGUACACUUCGCUAAUGAAACUAUUUCAACCAGUUUCCAUCAACAAGUUAUAUUGCUUUAACUAUCAGCCCGCUAAGGAUGAUUUUCCCAAGAACGCUGGCUGGGAUUUCUUUAAGCUGGAGUCAGAGUUUCGCCACAUGCUGGUGCCCAAUGACAACUGGACGCUGUGCUCAAUGAAUGAAAAAUAUGAGCUCUGCGAUACGUAUCCACGUCAGAUCUAUGUGCCCAAGGAGGCCACCACGCUGAUGCUUAUAAGCAGCUCACGUUUUCGCUCCAAGGGCCGCUUGCCUGCGCUAACCUAUUUGCACAACAAUAAGGCUUCUAUCUGCCGCUGCAGUCAGCCUUUGUCGGGCUUUAGUGCGCGCUGCUUGGAGGAUGAGCAAAUGCUGGAAGCCAUACGCAAAACGAAUCCCAAUACGGAUUAUAUGUACGUUGUGGACACCAGACCACGUAUCAAUGCCAUGGCGAAUCGUGCCGCUGGCAAAGGCUAUGAGAACGAGGCCUUUUAUGAGAACAUCAAAUUUCAUUUUCUUGGCAUUGAGAACAUUCACGUACAGCGCGCGAGCCUGCAAAAAGUGCUAGAGGCCUGCGAACAGAAAUCUCCCACCAUGAGCGCUUUUCUCAAUGCGCUUGAGUCGUCCGGCUGGCUCAAGCACAUACGCUCCAUAUUGGACACGUCCAGUUUCAUAGCCAAUGCUGUGGAUAAGGGCGUCUCUGUGGUGGUGCAUUGCUCCGAUGGCUGGGAUCGCACCGCUCAAGUUUGUUCGCUGUCGCAGCUGAUGCUGAAUCCUUAUUAUCGCACAAUCAAAGGCUUUCAGGCAUUGAUCGAGAAGGACUGGCUGGCCUUUGGGCACAAGUUCAGCGAGCGCUGCGGUCAUAUACAAACGGAACAGCGUGAGGUUUCGCCUAUAUUUACACAAUUCCUGGACUGCACCUGGCAGCUUAUGACACAGCGCAGCGAAUCCUUUGAGUUCAAUGAACGUUUCCUUUUAAUACUACACGAUCAUGUGCAUUCGUGUCAGUUUGGCACUUUUGUAGGCAACUGCGAGAAGGAUCGCUUGGAUCUGAAGCUGGCUGAGCGCACAUUCUCGCUUUGGGGCUAUAUGUCCAAUCAUUUGAACGAGUACAUAAACCCGCUAUACAAACCCAAUGUGGAUGAGUCCAUCAAGGCCAAUCUGGCGCCGCAGUGCAUCAAAUUCUGGCGCGGCAUGUACAGUCGCUUUGAGAGCGGCAUACAUCCACGUGAGCCCUUGGGCGAUCUGCUGCUGGACAGCAAGGAGCACUGCAAUUCGCUGGAGGAUCAUGUGCAGCAUUUGACAAAGCGCAUUGCCAGCUUUAAGAACUACAUUUCCAAGUCAGCCAAGAAGCUACAGGAUGCCACCAGCACCAAUAGCAGUAAACUAAGCAAAGAGUCCUCAGCGCAAGAAAUUAAUGAUAACAAAUAUAACUAUGACAAGAAAUUGAGCGAGCUGAGCGCUGCUGAUGAUGAUCAUCCCUUGAAAGCAGGCAAUAUGUCCUUUGCCAGCUUGUCGCUGAAUGCAGAACAAACAAAUCCACAAGCUCUAACUGAGGAAAUUAACUCUGUGGCUGUGGAUUGGAAGCCCAUGCGUAAUGUGACCAACUGCUCCUGCUCCACGCCCUUUGAUCAGUUUAGCAAAAAGACACACUGCUGGCGUUGUGGCGACAUCUUCUGCGAGCGUUGCAUUGACAAGAAUGUGGCAUUGCCUGGUCAUGACAGCGGCAAGGCGGUGCCUGUUUGCCGCGGCUGCUUUCGGCAAAUGCAAAAGCAAAGCCCGUAGAUUAAAGUUAUUGCAUAAAACUAUAUAGUUGUAAAAUUUGUUGAGUGUGUGCGUGUGAGUUUGCAGUUGUGCGUGUGGCAUGUGAGCAAGAGAUAUACAAAUUAAACAAAGCAUAUAUGCAUAUAAAUUAUAUAUAUAUUAUACGAUACAAUAUUGUUGCAUUUCCUUGUAGUUGUAGCUGCUUAAAAGCACACAAACAAUAUUUGAAUUUCCAUAUGCUAACUAAAUGUUUGGCUUCCAUAAAGAAAAUACUAGUGGCUAAGAUUAAUAAUGAUUUGGCAUCGAUCAUAUCGAGUUAUAUUUAUAUGCAUAAGUUGGGCACAAAAAAUAGAAUUUCAUAUCGAAUUGUUAUGCUUUUAAAAUUAUGACAAAGUCUUUGAUUUUGCUGCGACAUUCCAGUUUGAUAUUAAAUAAAAUUGCUUGGCAUUUGUUAACGCUUACACCAGAGACUUUAUAGUAUGCUAAUAUAUAAUUUUUAUAAUUUGCCCAGCGUACGGAAUUAAACUAAAACAGAAUCGUAUUAAAAAAAAAUUCUUU